CUGGGGCCCCAAGCUUCCCCGAGGGGUCGAUGGUUCCGAGCCGAUUUGGAGCCGCGGGCUCCGACUGCGCCUGUGACCCACAGCGAUUCCUGAAUGAUGGAUGGGUGCCUGUCCAGACCGCUGCUCCGGCUCCGGCUUGAAGAAUUAAGAACAGGGUUUGGUGCCAGUUGGCUCAAGCACCAGCUUCUCGCUCUGCUUAGCCCUUUUUUUUUUUUUUUUUUCUGCUUAGCUCUUAAAUUUGAAUGUGAACGACUCUAGGAUAGAAAGUUUGGUCUGUUGCUGAAUCUUAGCGUCCUUCAUCUUCCCCCAUCUCCCAUCCCCAGUAUCUAAUACGUGUUUCUCACCCUUAGAAUAAUCCAGAAUGGCUACUCUGAUCUUUGUUGAUAAGGAAAAUGGAGACCCAGGCACCCGGGUGGCUCCCAAGGAUGGGUUGAAGCUGGGCUCUGGGCCUUUUAAGGCCUUAGAUGGGAGAUCUCAGGUUUUAACACCACGUGUUGGCAAAAUUUUCGAUGCUCCACCUGCUUUACCUAAAGCUACCAGAAAGGCUUUAGGAACUGUCAACAGAGCUACAGAAAAGUCAGUAAAGACUAAUGGACCCCCCAAGCAAAAACAACCAACCUUCUCUGCAAGAAAGAUGACUGAGAAGACUGUGAAAGCAACACUCUCUGUUCCUGCCUCAGAUGAUACCUAUCCAGAAAUAGAAAAAUUCUUUCCCUUCAAUCCACUAGAUUUUGAGAGUUUCGACCUGCCUGAAGAGCACCAGAUUGCACAUCUCCCCUUGAAUGGAGUGCCUCUCAUGAUCCUUGAUGAAGAGAGAGAACUUGAAAAGCUGUUACAGCUGGGCCCCCCUUCACCUAUGAAGAUGCCUUCUCCACCCUGGGAAUCUGAUUUGUUGCAGUCUCCUUCAAGCAUUCUGUCCACCCUGGAUGUUGAGUUGCCACCUGUUUGUCAUGACCUAGAUAUUUAAAUUUCUUACUGCUGUACAGUUUGCGUGUUUGUGUUAAUAAAGCAUUUCUUUGGUUACUAGA
Tupaia belangeri chinensis (Chinese tree shrew) is the source of this 1028-nucleotide messenger RNA. RefSeq names its product PTTG1 regulator of sister chromatid separation, securin (gene PTTG1). The record is from RefSeq and is a predicted model, not a curated record. Bases 362 to 967 code for a protein of 201 amino acids. NCBI's taxonomy places the organism in Eukaryota, Metazoa, Chordata, Mammalia, Scandentia, Tupaiidae. Gene Ontology annotation, biological process: chromosome organization; homologous chromosome segregation. Gene Ontology annotation, cellular component: nucleus; cytoplasm. The transcript is spliced from 5 exons.